Cheilinus undulatus (humphead wrasse) is the source of this 3181-nucleotide messenger RNA. It is a transcript of the gene slc17a7a, whose product is annotated as solute carrier family 17 member 7a. The record is from RefSeq and is a predicted model, not a curated record. The transcript is spliced from 13 exons. Gene Ontology annotation, biological process: regulation of synapse structure or activity; transmembrane transport; monoatomic anion transport. Gene Ontology annotation, molecular function: neurotransmitter transmembrane transporter activity; L-glutamate transmembrane transporter activity. The coding region runs from base 35 to 1780 and encodes 581 amino acids. Gene Ontology annotation, cellular component: excitatory synapse; synaptic vesicle membrane. Lineage: Eukaryota; Metazoa; Chordata; Actinopteri; Labriformes; Labridae.
AUCAGCACAGCGGCCGGGUCAAGAAGCUGUCAGGAUGGAGAUCCGACCAGACAGAUUUAAGGCGUCUGCAGCCAAAACUCUUGGCAAAAUUAACAGGCUGAUCGAAAAGCGACAGCCCAAUGGAGAAACCAUCGAGUUAUCAGCAGAGGGCCGUCCUGAGCUUGUGGAGGAGAAGGAGCUGCCAGUCGUGGACUGUACCUGCUUCGGCCUGCCGAGGCGGUACAUCAUCGCCAUCCUGUCUGGCCUCGGCUUCUGCAUCUCUUUUGGCAUCAGAUGCAACCUGGGCGUGGCCAUUGUGAGCAUGGUCAACGACCACACGGUCUACAAAGGCAACAAGGAGGUGCUGGUGGCAGCACAGUUCACCUGGGACCCUGAGACGGUGGGGAUGAUCCACGGCUCCUUCUUCUGGGGUUACAUCGUCACACAGAUCCCUGGUGGAUUUAUAUGUCAAAAAUUUGCAGCCAACAGAGUGUUUGGCUUUGCCAUAGUGGCCACAUCCACCCUCAACAUGCUGAUUCCAUCUGCUGCUCGCUGCCAUUACAGCUGCGUCAUUCUGGUCAGGAUAUGCCAGGGCCUUGUUGAGGGUGUAUCGUACCCGGCCUGCCACGGGAUCUGGGCCAAAUGGGCUCCACCUCUGGAGAGAAGUCGAUUAGCCACAACAGCCUUUUGUGGAUCCUAUGCGGGGGCAGUGGUGGCCAUGCCUCUAGCUGGAAUUCUGGUGCAAUACAGCGGGUGGCCUUCAGUAUUUUAUGUCUAUGGCAGUUUUGGGAUAUUCUGGUACUUGUUUUGGAUCCUGGUGUCUUAUGAGAGCCCUGCAGCCCAUCCCACAAUCACACCAGAGGAGAGGAAGUACAUUGAGGAUGCUAUUGGAGAGUCUGCGGCAUUUCUUAACCCUCUCCAGAAAUUUAAAACUCCAUGGAGACACUUCUUCACCUCCAUGCCGGUCUACGCCAUCAUUGUGGCCAACUUCUGCAGGAGCUGGACCUUCUACCUGCUCCUCAUCAGCCAGCCAGCGUACUUCGAGGAAGUCUUUGGAUUUGAGAUCAGCAAGGUGGGGAUCGUGUCGGCUCUGCCUCACCUGGUGAUGACGAUCAUCGUGCCUAUCGGAGGUCAGCUGGCCGACUACCUGAGGACUCACAACCUGAUGACCACCACCAACGUCAGGAAGCUCAUGAACUGUGGAGGUUUUGGGAUGGAGGCCACGCUCCUGCUGGUGGUGGGAUACUCUCACUCUAAAGGGAUGGCCAUUUCCUUCCUAGUCCUCGCCGUGGGUUUCAGUGGGUUUGCUAUCUCAGGGUUUAACGUCAAUCACUUGGAUAUCGCCCCUCGAUACGCCAGCAUCCUGAUGGGAAUCUCAAACGGAGUGGGAACUUUAUCUGGAAUGGUUUGUCCGCUCAUCGUGGGAGCUAUGACCAAACACAAGACACGUGAGGAGUGGCAGGGCGUCUUCCUGAUAGCGUCUCUGGUUCAUUAUGGAGGAGUGAUUUUCUACGGCCUCUUUGCAUCAGGAGAGAAGCAGGCGUGGGCCGACAUAGAGGACACCAGCGAAGAGAAGUGCGGCAUCAUCGGUGAGGAUGAACUGGCUAAUGAGACGGAGGAGAUGUACCGUGGAGGCGGGCAGUACGGAGCCAUGAGCCAACCAGUAGUUGGAUCAAACGGCGGCGGAGGCGGGGCCGGCGCCGGGUGGGUGUCGGACUGGGAUAAAUCUGAGGAGUAUGUUCAGCCUCCUGGACACAACUCAUACAUGUACGGAGGAGAAGAGGAGAGGGAGCUGACAUAGAAGGUCGACGUGGUGCGAGUUUAUAAAAACCAGAGAAGAAGAAGAAGAUUGUUUGAGGAGAGAGAGCUUCUGCUGAACUGAACAGAUCUGCUGAGUGCUUCUGUACUAAUCUGACAGCUGCACCAAUCAAACGUCUGGAUGGGGUUCAUUCCACUCUGUGUGUGAUUGUGUGUGUGGUGUGUGUGUGUGUGUAGGUCUGUGCAUGUGUGUGUAAGCGUACCUAAUGAACACAAACAGUUUCAUCACAAAACAGAAUCAAACCCCAGACUUCCUUCCUGCUCUUGAGCCGUUUCCACAUCAUCACUGAGGAGACUGUGUGAGUGUUUUCCUGCUUUAACAGCAGAGUUCCAGCCUCUGGCGUUAUGUAGUAUUUAAACUUUUAUGUUUUUAGCCACAGCAGCUUUCUAGAUUAAAAUUAGGAACUACAGAGAUUGUAUGAUGUGAUAGAAUAAGGUAACACUUUACAAUAAGGUACACUCAAAUCGGCAUGGUUAGAAGGUCACAACUGUGCCGUAUACUGCUAGUUAAUCAGGGGAUGUCAGUUACUCUUUCUUUCUCCCUACUGAACCAUUGUUUAGUUACCCAUGCUCUAGUGAUACCUGCAAACUCUUCAUUUAUGUCCCACAUUUAUCAAGUGAUCCGCCCUGCGCAGGGUAGAUGGUCUGCGAUACAGACCACUAUUUAGUGAAGUUUCCAGGCGAUUCAUUUCAAACUCAGUUAGCCACCAAUCAUGAGUGUUUAGUCGACUGGUCUGAAGUUAAGAAAGCAUGAAACACUCAAAAUUGACCUCUAAUAUUUAAAACAGUUUGAUUUAUAGAAUGUGGCUAAUGUUAGCCAUGCUAGCACCACCAGACUUCAGUCUUCUUUGCAUGUGACCGUCCACAGUCCUGUGCUGAAUGUCGCCACUAAACCCUUCAGUUAUAUGUGAGUGAUACAGCCUGCUGUGACUUUAUCCCCAUUUUUAGAUCAAAAUAGGGCUGAACCGCACUGUUCCUGUGAGAUGCUACCAAUGCUUUCACUUCUGCCUUGUUUACUUCGGGUUAAAGAGCUUUGUGGCAGCAGCCAUUAACUGCAGGGGUGUCAAACUCAAUCACAGAAGGGGCCAGAUUCUGAAUUAGGGCCUCACAGGGUCCAUAUUUGGCCAAACUGUCAACCUCAUUUUUCGCCAGUAAUAAAUUAUGGGGGGAAAAGUGAGUAAUAAUGAUAAAUUAUUUUGAGAUUUAAAAAGUCAAAAUGGUAAGUUAAGGCUCAAAACCUGAGAAACACAAAAUUAGAUGUUAAAAUUUUUGUUUUAAAGGCAAAUAUAUAAAAAAGAGAGUCACAAUCAGUGACAGUGAAGUUUUUUAAGGCAAAAAUAUGGCUUUAAAUUGAAAAUCAUGCACCUGAAAGGUCAAAAUAUGA